AUGGCUAACCUGAUAAGGCGCUCAUUAACGACACAAGCGAAAAAAUUAACAAUAGGGUUAAUACCAGCGGAUGGUAUCGGUAGAGAAGUUAUCCCAGCUGCACAACAAGUUCUUGAAGCACUACCAACUGAGCUUGAUAAACCACGUUUUAACUUUAUACACUUGGACGCAGGCUUUGAGUAUUUUCAAAAACAUGGAACGGCUUUACCAGAAAAGACCUUGGAAAUUUUAAAGAAUGAAUGUGAUGGAGCAUUAUUUGGAGCUGUGAGUUCCCCGUCGCAUAAAGUUGCCGGAUAUUCUUCGCCUAUUGUGGCUUUGAGAAAGCAUUUAGACCUCUACGCGAAUGUCAGACCCGUUAAAUCUGUCAUAUCCGAUAAGGAUAUUAAUCAAAAACCCAUUGAUAUCUUAAUCAUUCGAGAAAAUACCGAAUGCUUGGCGACCGGAUUAAAAAUAGCAUGGGCAGAUCGAAAGAUAUCCGAAUACGCAUCCAAGCGUUGUGGUAAAAUGGCAUUUGAAAUGGCAUUAGGAAGGAAUGGGAUCCGUCAAAACAUACCAAUGAAUCAAAGGAUAUGGAAGUCAAAACCAAAAGUUACCAUUGUGCAUAAAUCCAAUGUAUUAAGUAUUACGGAUGGAUUAUGGAGAGAAAGUGUUAGAAGCGUUAAAGAGAAUAAUCAUAAAUAUGAUGAAGUGGAUAUGGAAGAACAACUCGUUGAUUCAAUGCCGCAAGCUUUUGACGUUGUCGUUGCUCCAAAUUUGUAUGGAGAUAUUAUUAGUGACGGCGCCGCAGCAUUAGUUGGAAGUUUGGGCGUAGUUCCAAGCGCGAACGUUGGCGACACUUUUGUAGUUGGAGAACCAGUACAUGGAUCAGCACCUGAUAUAGCAGGUCAAAACAAAGCAAAUCCAAUCGCAGCAAUCCGAAGUGCUGGAUUAUUAUUAGAGCAUAUAGGGUAUCAUAAACAAGCACUAAGUAUUUAUAACGCUGUAGACAAUGUAAUGAGGGAAGGUAAUGUUCUUACGCCUGAUCUGGGAGGUAGUUCAACAACUCAACAAGUCACGCAAGCCAUUCUUAAAUCACUUUAA
Messenger RNA from Funneliformis mosseae, 1080 nucleotides. The record is from the annotation of a GenBank genome assembly. NCBI's taxonomy places the organism in Eukaryota, Fungi, Glomeromycota, Glomeromycetes, Glomerales, Glomeraceae.